AGGUCGAAGGUCGCGUUUCGUGCCGCUGCACUUUGUUCCGUUUGCGUGGUGUUGUCUCCGUCCAGUUUCGUCUCCUGUUAUCGUGCUGAAUGGCAAGUUCCGGUGACGAUUGUCCGACGACGAAGGUAAGUGGUUUUCCAUUCCAUGUCGUAGCUUGGUUAUUGGGGUUGGUCAUCUCGUAGCAUGCUUAUUUGGUUUGGGUUAAGGUUUGGGGUUGGUAUCCUUGUGUUGUGGUUCUUGGGUUAUUAGGUUUGGUUCUUUUGAUGAUUUUAUUUUGUUUUUUUGCAGUUGAGUGUUCGUCACUCUUUUUCGACAAAGUAUAUAUGUACUUUGAACGAACGAUUGACAAACGAGCAUCGGUCAUUGAUUGCGAGGACUCCAUUUGCGUGGUUUUUAGAUGUCAAUGUGAAUGUUAAAGUAGGUAGAAAUAUAUUGAGUGAGUUAUUGGGUAAGUGGGACGACUGUAGUAGUGGUUUUUUAGUUGGGAAUAAAGUUUUGAAUAUAAAUGAAAAUGAUAUUUAUUUAGGGUUGGGAUUGAGUACAGAUGGUGCAAAUAUUAACUUAAAGGAAGAGCUGGGCAAUACUGAAUGUGUGAAGUACAUAGGCAAAGGAACAAAGGAAUUGAAUUCGAUAUACAAAAUUCUAAUGCGAAAACAGAAGAAAAAGAUACCUUGUUCUCAUUUUUGUAGCCUUUACCUCCUUGUAGGGAUAAAUGAGAUUUUAUUUCCAAAACGUAGCGGGAAAGUGUUUCCCGUAAUGUUUAAUCUUGUUGACAACUUAGGUGGUUUGGGUAGUUAUUGUUGGGGUAGUGUAGUUUAUCGUUUUCUGUUACGUAGUUUGUGCAAAGCUUCAGAAGGCUUGAAGAAAGGCAAAGGUAUUUCAAACGUUUACGUUGAUGGUUGUGUUUACAUGCUGCAGGUAUGGUUUUUUGAGCUCUUUGUUCCACCAAAAGGUCCUAUUGAGAAAUUUCCACGAAUAUUGCAUUGGAUGAAUAUAAGUGUUGGAGACAAGUUUGUAAAACGGUGUAUGGAGACAGGUUUGGUUGUUGACGAUGUUUAUGGUGGUCCUUCAACGAAGGAUAAGGAGGAAUACAGACCAACACCUAAAAGAAAGGAUGCUAAACCAAGAGGAAAGAAGAAACAAAAAAGAAUUCGAAGAGAAACUUUUAUGCGUGCGUUAGAGGAACAAGAAUUUCUAAUUGAAGAACUUAAAAGGAGGGUUGCAACUUUGGAGGCACAAUUGGCUGAAGAGAAGGCAAGAAGGAAAAAUAAAGAUGAUGUUGGACAAAGUGUGCCUCGUACAGAACCAUCCGUGAACACUGGUUUUGUUUCCCCUACUGACAUUGUCAGAAAUGAACAACCUUUGAAGACGUAUGUUAGGGUUGGAUCACGAAGGCGUUACAAGGGAAGAGCACUUAGGACUCCAUACACCGGAACCGUAGUGCUUAGAAUAAAAAAUGAGUGAUAUGUGUAUUUAGUUGAUGGAAAAUGUUAUUUGGAAAGUAAUGAUAAUUGUAAGCAUUGUAAAUAGAUUAAGAAAACAAUGUUUAAUG
Vigna angularis (adzuki bean) is the source of this 1552-nucleotide messenger RNA. RefSeq lists its product as uncharacterized. The coding region runs from base 646 to 1464 and encodes 272 amino acids. The transcript has 3 exons. NCBI's taxonomy places the organism in Eukaryota, Viridiplantae, Streptophyta, Magnoliopsida, Fabales, Fabaceae. The record is from RefSeq and is a predicted model, not a curated record.